This is a messenger RNA of Rhodotorula graminis WP1, 682 nucleotides long. RefSeq lists its product as uncharacterized. The record is from RefSeq and is a predicted model, not a curated record. The coding region runs from base 1 to 546 and encodes 181 amino acids. The transcript is spliced from 5 exons. NCBI's taxonomy places the organism in Eukaryota, Fungi, Basidiomycota, Microbotryomycetes, Sporidiobolales, Sporidiobolaceae.
AUGGGCGUCCUCAUCUGGCACGACUGGGCCCGCCUCCUUGCCCUCACCUCGGCUUUCUCCGUCGGUUGGGCCGCCAUCUGGGCUUUCUUCUACCGCAAGUUCUUCUGGGACUUUGUCGGCGCGACUCUCGGUCCCGGCGGCCUCGUUCCGCCGCCUAGCGCAGCCAUCUUCGUCAAGAUCAUCGUCGACUUCCCCGUCCUGCAGGUCAUCAACCUCGUUAACGCCCUCGUCACGCUUGGCCUCGAGUGGCCGCUCCCGCCUGUCGCUCGCCUCAAGAUACACGGCUCGAUGAGCUUCCGGGUCGCGCUCUACAUUUGGUGUACGGGCGCAGCCUGUGAGCUCGCUCUCCCUCAAACUCGCGCUUCUCGGCCGGCGACGAUUUCUGACACUUGGACCUGCUCGCCCGCAGCCUUCGUCUACCAGACAGCGUUCCCUGCGCUCUUCUACCUCGUGGCGGCGAUGGCUUACGGUCGUGCUCUCGCCAAAGGCGAGACGAUCGCUUCCGAGCACAAGCCCGCCGCGUCACCUCGUCCCGUCAAAGUCUGAGGCGUCCAGACGGGCGCCGCUCAGGCCUCCAGAAGCGCUGGUUCGCUUCCUCUCGUUUCUCUCCUCGGUCCUCUCUCUCGCUUUGCGCACCUUGUCUAGCAGUACACAGACGCAAUGAGAAUGCAGGUCUAUCUGU